AUGGCAGAAACUCGAGUAAAAGCGGAACGACAAGCCAGCCCGGACAUCCCGCUCUCCAAGGCGCAAGCAGUACAACCCAAUGCAAAGAAGACGCGAGCGCCGCCGCGGCAGGUGGUAUACGCUACCACUGAACAGCUCGACGUUCUCAAAGCUGCCCUCGAAGUAACGCAACACCCAAAGUCCGCACAAAUAGAGGACUUGGCUUCGCAAACUGGACUUACAGCUACGUGGAUCAAGAACUGGUUCAUUCGUCAGCGCAAGAAAGAAAUCAUGCGAAUAAAAGCUGAAGAGCCUCCCGACCCAACUCUCGUCUCUCAAGCAUGCCAGUCGAACGCGGAGACCGUCCCAAGGAAGCCUCUAUCGCCAGGGAAGUUCCGAAAGAUUCUACCAGACAGAAACGAGCAGACAAAGCGUCGGCAAGUCGAAGUCCUGGACUCCCUGCCUCCGUCGUCUCUGCCGCCUUCCAGUCCUGGUCCUAUGCUGUUCUCUGAUACCACGAUACCCGACUCGGAUCCUGUCGCCACCUCCGACUUUGCCUCGGCGGUUACCUAUCCGCCUGGCUAUGCUCACGAUCCUGGUGCACUCGAGUGCGGCGCGACUCUUUUGAACUUUGCUCAGGCUGAGGCUUCAUCUCUGGCUCUCGAGCUGCCGAAUUUCCGCAAUUACCAUGACAACCUUGCUUCCUCGGACUCGGCGCCCCGGAAUCAGAGUAAUACUCAUGCUAGGGAGGCGCAUAUAACGACUUACGGCCGCAACCUGGCCGUCACCGAGGCGCAUACUUCACCUCCUGGGCCGAACAUCUCUGAUGACCCAUGUACCAGCUGCGUUCCCGUUGACUGGACUUCGUCGUCGGCAGAAGCGCAUACACUUACCCAUCGAGUCACGCAACCCUCUCCCAGGACCGGUUCUAGCGCUUGUGGUACUAAUGCCCGAGGUGGACCAAGCUGGCCUGGACGCCGCGCAAUACUGGCUGACGAGAACGGCCCCAGUCUCCCAUCUGUCUUCUCGUCAGCGUCGACUCUAGGUGGAAUGUCGCAGCGAGUUAUGACGACUUCGGCGGCAGCUACUCCACUCGGCGACUCACGUUCGCACAACAUGACCGCUGGCGCCUCGGCCGCCAGGACCGCUCAUCGUCUCACUGAAGUUCCUGUAUCUGCUGCAUCGGAAUCAUUGCUUUCUUCCAGACGUCAGCCUCGCUCUGCAGGGGACAGUCUCGGCCUGCCUCCGAAUUUCUUUCCCCCGUCUUCCAGACGAGAAGAAGAAGUAUCCUCUUUCCUACCCCUCAACCCCGAGCCGAAGCCAAGGAACGUGUACGAUAACGACCCCGCGCUGGUCGCGGAGGCGCUGGAGCUGCUACAUCCGGAUAGGUGGACUGAUGAUCCGUUUGUGGCUACGAUGGUAUUGGUGGAUCUUGCGAGGAGGGGGUUUAGGUGGUGA
Molecule: messenger RNA, 1437 nt
Organism: Gloeophyllum trabeum ATCC 11539
Lineage: Eukaryota; Fungi; Basidiomycota; Agaricomycetes; Gloeophyllales; Gloeophyllaceae
Exons: 3
Coding region: 1-1437 (478 amino acids)
Molecular function (GO): DNA binding
Source: RefSeq, a predicted model, not a curated record